AUGCAGGGCCUCGGUGAGAUGGCGGCCUACAUGCCUUUGGCAGGUGGUCACGUCCUCUAUGCCUCUCGGUUCGUCGACAAGUCGCUCGGCUUCGCGGUUGGAUGGGCAUAUGCGCUCAUCUGGGUGCUGGCGUGUCCCGCUGAGCUCUCGGCUGUGGCAGUGCUCGUCAACUACUGGAUCCCAGACAAGACGGUCAGCAACGCCGUAUGGAUCCUCAUCGCGCUCGGAUUCAUCCUCGCCCUCAACCUCUUCCCAGUGGCGGUCUUUGGCGAGGCAGAGUUCAUCUUCACCAGCAUCAAGAUCGUCACCAUCAUCGGCCUCAUUGUCCUCGGAAUCGCCAUCAACUGCGGAGCCGGCCCCAACGGCCACUACAUAGGUUUCGAGUACUGGCGCAACCCGGGAACCUUCGGCAUCGACUACCUUGGUAUAAAGGGCGCGGGAGGCAAGUGGCUCGGCUUCUGGGCCGUGUUCGCCCAGGCAGGGUUCAGCUACAUCGGCACGGAGAUUGUCGCCUUGACUGCCGCCGAGUCGGCAAACCCCACCAAGGCGCUCCCCCUCGCCAUCAAGCAGAUCUACCUCCGAAUCUGCGUCUUCUACAUCCUUGGCACGUUCAUCCUCGGCCUGAACUGUCCCUCCAAUGACCCCCGCCUCGGCUCAGCAUCCGAUGCCAGCGCCUCGCCGUUUGUCAUCGCCAUCAUGAGGGUCGGGUACACGACCCUCCCGCAUGUUAUCAACGCCGCGAUUCUCCUCUCAGCCUGGUCUGCUGCCAACGCCGACAUCUACGUCGCCUCGCGUACCAUCUACUCGCUUGCCAAGCAGGGCGGCCUGCCCAAGGUCUUCCUCAGGUCCUCGCGCCGCGGUAUGCCCUAUGUGGCUGUCUGCACCGCCGCCACGGCCGGCCUCCUCGCCCUCAUGACCGUCGACUAUAACGCUCACAAGGUUUUCAAUUGGUUUGCUAGUCUGGUCGGUACCUCCGGUCUGAUCGUCUUCACAACCAUCUCCAUCACAUACCUCCGCUUCAGGAGCAUCCUGGAGAUCAAUCACGUCGACCGCUCGACCCUUCCCUUCCGCUCAAACUAUGCUCGGUUUGGCGCCUGGGUCGUCAUUGCCACCAUCCCAGUCAUCGCCGUGUUUUCUGGUUGGACAGCCUUCUUCCGCCCUCACGACUUUGACGUCGCCGCCCUGUUGACAUACUACCUCCCCGUCGUGCUUUUCCCCGUUGCGUAUGGCCUUCGCAAGGUCUACUCCAAGUCUCGAAUCAUGCCCCUUGACGAAGUUGAUAUUUACACCGGAUCCAGGCUCAAGGAUGAGCUUCUUGUGUACAGUCCCGGCGAGCAGAAGUGGUGGCAGAAUAUUAGCGUGUUCUUCACCUGA
Molecule: messenger RNA, 1374 nt
Organism: Vanrija pseudolonga
Lineage: Eukaryota; Fungi; Basidiomycota; Tremellomycetes; Trichosporonales; Trichosporonaceae
Gene: ALP1
Product: Basic amino-acid permease
Exons: 9
Coding region: 1-1374 (457 amino acids)
Biological process (GO): amino acid transmembrane transport
Cellular component (GO): membrane
Molecular function (GO): amino acid transmembrane transporter activity
Source: RefSeq, a predicted model, not a curated record